Sitophilus oryzae (rice weevil) is the source of this 560-nucleotide messenger RNA. It is a transcript of the gene Roc1a, whose product is annotated as RING-box protein 1A. The transcript is spliced from 5 exons. The record is from RefSeq and is a predicted model, not a curated record. Gene Ontology annotation, molecular function: zinc ion binding; cullin family protein binding; ubiquitin protein ligase activity. Gene Ontology annotation, cellular component: nucleus; cullin-RING ubiquitin ligase complex. Lineage: Eukaryota; Metazoa; Arthropoda; Insecta; Coleoptera; Curculionidae. Gene Ontology annotation, biological process: protein ubiquitination; ubiquitin-dependent protein catabolic process. Bases 107 to 448 code for a protein of 113 amino acids.
UUCAUGUAGCAUCAAGUCAAAUGUCAAAUUUAGUGUAAAUAUCUGAAUAUCUCUCAAUCAAGAUCUGAAUAAAAGAAAUUAAAAAAAAUAAUUUUAAUAACAAAAAAUGGCUUCUGCAAUGGACGUAGACGUUGACGAAGUAGAAAUGCCAACAUCGAGCAGCUCUAAAGGCGACCGAAAACGCUUCGAAGUUAAAAAGUGGAAUGCUGUCGCUUUAUGGGCUUGGGAUAUUGUCGUUGAUAAUUGUGCUAUUUGUCGCAAUCAUAUUAUGGAUUUGUGCAUCGAAUGCCAAGCAAAUCAAGCUUCUGCAACUAGUGAGGAAUGUACAGUUGCUUGGGGAGUAUGCAACCAUGCUUUCCAUUUUCAUUGCAUCUCAAGAUGGUUAAAAACAAGACAAGUGUGUCCUUUGGACAACAGGGAAUGGGAAUUCCAAAAAUAUGGUCACUAGAAGAUGGGAUAUUUUUUGGUUAAACUAAUUUAUAAUUACCGGUUUCAUAUUAUGGUUGGUUAUUCAUCAUUUGUAAAAUACUUUUUGGAUAAUAAAUAAAUCACAGAUUGUG